AGAAGACAGUCUGGUGUAUGUCUUAUUCGAAAUCACAUUUAUGGCUUGAGUAGCAUCAUGGUCAGAGAGUACCAGCGAAAGAUUUGUGGAAGUUGACUACAACUAAACUUGGAUCGCAAGGUUUUGUUUGCGAGACCAGCUUAACAAGCCGAACUUCUAUCCUAUUUCUACCCACAGCCACUUGUGUUAUGUUAAAUUUGGUCCAAAAGCUGGCAAUCUACAAAAACGUCGAUUAUCGCUAAGUUCGAAAACCAGGCGUCAGUGAAUCCUUAUGACUCAAGACAGUGCAAACUACAGAACCGCGCGCAGAGGCAAUACAAACAGUGAUAGGAAAACACACACGCUUGAUUGGUUUCUCCCAAGUUUAUAAUCCGGUAACUCUAGGGCGCCAGUCGUUAUUUUCUUUCUCUUCCUUCCUCAAAUCUACCUAUCACUACCUCAAGGAACUAUCCCGUCAUAUUUCCUGUUUAUUCUCGAGAUCCCACGCCAGAAACAACUCUUUUUUGGACCAAUCUGUCAUCAUCUAGACGCGCCGGAGUCCGAGAACUUGUCGGAGCCAAUCUAGAUACGCUCACGUUAGCCAACACCUGCCUCAAGAAGCAAACAAACUUCCAUCUGGCAAAGUACUCACCCCGCCUGUUUGGCGUCUCAUCGAUCCAAACCCGAUCCUGCAGAUACUCACGAGCCCUCAGCGCCUGCGCCCACGUCAGCCCGAACCGGACGCUACUGUGUCUGCUGCAUGUCACCAUCCCGCACGUCCGACACCGGAAGUAAAUGGCUUCGUCCCGCGACCUGCAGAAGCCACACUGCGGGGGCUCCGCCCGGUUGUUCAUGUCCUCGGCCACCCACGACAUGGGGAGGUGGUGGUUGCAAAGGGGGUCAUCGGGUUGAAUCUCGAAGGUAGGCCACGCGCGCGUGCCCUCUUGAGGUCUGCGGCGGUAGGCUCUGCGACUGCGUCUCCAACGUCUCAUCUCGGGCUAGCAGGCGUUUCUAAUUAGCAGAGGCUCUCGUGGGGAUGGAGCGGGGAUUCUUUCUGCCUUACUUGUGUGUUGCUCCCGUCAGCGUGGUACAUGAAGAUGCUGUACCGUCCCCGACCCUGCUGAAUGCGAUCUGCCUGAUUCAUGUCCUCCAUGUUAGGCUGGUCCAUCAUCUGAAAUCCCCCCAUGGGCAAUGGCUGAAUCGGUUCUACAAUCUCAAGAUUAGCAGGGCUCCCCCAUUUGUCGUGGAUGAUGGCAGGUAACAAGUCGAACUGGUCGGUUGCGAGUGGUUCGAUUGGCAACAACCGCCAUCCGGGCUGGACUGGAGCUGAGGCACUUCUUAUAAGUCUCUCACUAGCACAAACACUCCCUCUCCUUGUCCCCGUUGUGUCUUGUUUUCUGACUGACUGAAGUA
Molecule: messenger RNA, 1392 nt
Organism: Colletotrichum destructivum
Lineage: Eukaryota; Fungi; Ascomycota; Sordariomycetes; Glomerellales; Glomerellaceae
Exons: 2
Coding region: 1016-1240 (74 amino acids)
Source: RefSeq, a predicted model, not a curated record